AUGGACCCCGAAUUAUCACCUAUCAGUCAUCUCUCUCAAUCUCCCCCCCAGCUUUCUAGAAUAGCCGCUACCUCUUUCUCGCAUUCCAAUGAUACUACGUCAUAUCGUUCCGAUGUUAUGUGGCCCAACUGGCCACCAUCUCUGCCAGAACCAGAACUAUUGAGGCACCUCAUCGACGUGUUUUUCGUCUUUCACCCACACGCUGGUCGCAUGUUUCAUCCUCCGACUUUUAUGCAUUCCAUUUCGUUGCCUCCGAAUCACCCUAAAUUUCCAUCGCUUCCUGUAUUACAUGCCAUAUGUGCUAUCGGAAGUCUCUACACAGCUGCAGUAACUUCACCACCGCUCCCGAAUUUUGAUGAAAUUUCUCCAGAUGAAAUAUUCUUGGAAAAGUUGAGAGUGAAAGAUCCUCGACCUGAUUCAUUUGCAGAGAAACAUGCCCGCUUGGCAAAAGAAAGUGCAGAACGGCUCAAUACUCUGGGACAGGACCUUUUUCAAGUUCUGCAAGCCAAUAUCAUAUUGACAUGGUUCUACUGGUCUCAUGGAAGAUGGGUCGAUAUAUUCGUGGCUUCGGGACAUUCAAUGCGUCUAGCUGUGCCCCUUGGUCUAAAUAUGUGUCCGCCUUUCCAUUCUAUUGGAAAGGCAGAGAGGCCGCCAUCUAUUUUGCCCCCGGCUCGUACAGUUAUCGAAGAUGAAACAAGAAGGAAUACAUUUUGGCUGGCGUAUGCUGCAGAACGCCAACAUGGCCUGGGUAAUGGCUGGGCUCUCAGCCUUGAUAACCAGGAUGUUUCCCAAUUACUUCCUGUCAGAGGAGAUCAAUUCUUACAAGGGGUCCUAGUGCAGCCUGUUGAUCGGCAGUGGGCACAGUCAAGAGACGUACUCCUGACACAUCCAGAAAACCAGACAGAUUCAUUCAUUCUGUAUAUAAAAGGAACAAUAUUGAUAGCUUUGGUGAAGGCAUUUAACCUCAGAUUCAGAUCAAAGCACUUCUCCGGUGAUCCGUCGGUUGUGUCAGUGUACAAUGAAGAUCCAUCAGCCGCUGAUGAACCUGUUGACCCGCGAAGCUCAGCGGCCUUCAUUGAACUCGAUCACAUUGUUUCUUCCUUCCGCGCGUCUUUCCCAAGUCAUCUUCGAAAUCCGAUACGCGACAACCUUGUGGACAAUCAUCUCUAUACUGCAUGUCUAAUGCCUCACGUGCUUACCAUAGUUCUUCAUGAUCCACACGCCGACGUUCGCAAGUCUGGUUGUAUAUCAGCUCUCAAAAUUCUUACAGCUGCCAGAGCUAUUUUGGAUCUGAUAUACAAUGUAUGGUCAACAAGUUAUGACAUUACUCUUUUGGAUUCGUUUUGCACCUUUUGCUGGUUUGUAGGUGGUCGGGUGCUCGUUAGGUUUCUGCAAGUGGCAAUGGAUGCCAACAGUGCCGACCAAAUUUCUACUUUGCGAUCAGAAGUUGAAUUCAUACACUUGGCUAUAUCCAAAGUUGGAGAGCGAAUACCUAUGGCAUACCGAUUUUCGAAAAUGUUGGAGAGUGUAAUAAUCAAGCACUGCGGGUCUGCACCAAGGGCACAAGCAGAUUGUAACUUGCCUCGGGCACUAGAACCCCACAUGCUUCAAAGUUUAUUCCAAGAAAUUUGCCCUACCCCAGAAGAUAAUAUUAACUUGACUGAAGCUCUUCAUGACCCUGGGUCGUUCUUGACGUCCACAUAA
This is a messenger RNA of Psilocybe cubensis, 1704 nucleotides long. RefSeq lists its product as uncharacterized. The coding region runs from base 1 to 1704 and encodes 567 amino acids. The record is from RefSeq and is a predicted model, not a curated record. NCBI's taxonomy places the organism in Eukaryota, Fungi, Basidiomycota, Agaricomycetes, Agaricales, Agrocybaceae. The transcript is spliced from 11 exons. Gene Ontology annotation, molecular function: zinc ion binding; DNA binding. Gene Ontology annotation, biological process: DNA-templated transcription. Gene Ontology annotation, cellular component: nucleus.